AUGUGGGAUUUCCGAGCGACCAUGAACGCCUCUUCGCCCCAGUGCAGCUCGUGCUUGUCUCGGCUGCUCUCAGACUCAGAUGAGCCCGUGGUCGGUGUCAGCAGAGGACCCUCUCAGCUCCACAAGUUUACCGCGGAAUCACUAACCCGGGACCCCACCACCACCGGCGGCUCUUGGACGUUACCCCGUGAACCCUGCAGGCAGCUCGGCACCAGCCCUCACCGGCGGGACGCGACCACCACGACCACCACGGCCCCGGGGCAAGGCUACAGCCAGGUCCUCUACCUUUAA
Messenger RNA from Knipowitschia caucasica, 291 nucleotides. NCBI's taxonomy places the organism in Eukaryota, Metazoa, Chordata, Actinopteri, Gobiiformes, Gobiidae. The record is from the annotation of a GenBank genome assembly.